Molecule: messenger RNA, 1156 nt
Organism: Salarias fasciatus (jewelled blenny)
Lineage: Eukaryota; Metazoa; Chordata; Actinopteri; Blenniiformes; Blenniidae
Exons: 5
Coding region: 101-1156 (351 amino acids)
Molecular function (GO): RNA binding
Source: RefSeq, a predicted model, not a curated record
ACACUACAAAACAGAAAGUACUUUCAUUUCUCCUCCGCGGCUCCUAAACUGUGACGAUGUUUGAAAGUUAGCGACAAAACCGACGUGAAACAUUUGUAAGAUGGCGGAGCCGGGCAGGACUGUGAGAGUGAGCGGUCUGCCCACAGACAUCGAGGAUGACAAGCUGAAAGACCAGCUACUCAUCCACUUCCUCAGAGCCAGGAAUGGAGGAGGGGAAAUCGACUCUGUCAUCAUUGUCAAGGCGACGCCUGCUUCUGCCCUCAUCACCUUUGAGGACAGCAGAGUGGCACAAAGCGUUAUUCAUCAUGGCCAGCACACUCUGGACAUCAAUGGAAAGAAGUAUCAGCUCGCUGUGGCAGAGCACCACGAAAGGCUGGAUCCAGAUCAGGUCGUCCCUCAGUUGUCGGCUACUGUUCGGUACAGACAGCUUCCUGGGGGAAUCAUGGCUGUGACAAACGUUUGCAAGAACCACCGUGAUAUUGACGUAAACUAUGUUGCGACUGAAGACUCCUGCAUCUUAUCUGGUGCCUACUCCAAAGUGCAGGCCAUCUUGUCACAACUACUUGGACAUCAACAAAGCUCGGAAGCAGCGGGAAGUAAAACCACAAGCGAAGCUGCUUCAGGGGUUUCGAAGCAGCAGAAGCCUCCUCCACCGGACCCAGAGCGUCAGCGGACAAAACCAAAUAAGCACAAAGAAAAAAAUCACAUGGACAAACCACCUGUUGAACAUAACUCAAGUUCAGACACAGACCUGCCACCUGAUGGUUAUGACUGGAAGGACACUGGCCAGACAGGAAGUGCAGCUGAGCCUUCCACAUCAGUAGAGGACUUCUCGCUCAUUUUAGAUGCAGACAUGUACCAGUAUUUGAAGAAAAACUGUCAGGAAGAACUCCAGAGUAUACUCACUCAGUAUGAUGUGGAUGUGGCGGAUACGACGACCCAGGGAGUGACCACACUCUUUCUGCAUGCCGCAGCAGACGGGAAGAAGAGGCUGGGCGUCAAUGAGCAGGAACGAUUAAAGAUGGCUAAAAACAAGAUAGGUGCGUUUUACCAGGAGAAGGAGAGUAAGAUACGGCGAGCUCAGGUCCCGAAGGAUAUCCUGCCCUCUAGGACGCAGAUGACAGGAGAGCUGAAGGAGCUGGACAGUAUAAAAUAG